Molecule: messenger RNA, 1020 nt
Organism: Microbotryum saponariae
Lineage: Eukaryota; Fungi; Basidiomycota; Microbotryomycetes; Microbotryales; Microbotryaceae
Source: the annotation of a GenBank genome assembly
AUGCCACGCCCGUUGUUCUCGGACACGUUCCUCGCGGCGCAAUCCGCUCUCGAAACACAAAACCUCCCCGCCCAACUCUUUGAAACGGAUUGGGAGGUACGUGGACUCUUUUUGUGCUUUCAAUGUAUGAGUAGGUUGGGCGUAUGUUCAUCACUGACCCGAGUGCACGUACGGUAGGCUACGAGCAAGCGCGUACUCGAUCGUGAACAAGACUUACCCAUGCCCUUGUUCGACCCAACUCGAUUCGAUUCACACGACGACCACGAAGAUGAUCCUUCAACGAAUUCACCUCCCAUCAUACAAGAAGUCUUCCUCGACCCCAGCUCGGUCGAGGCACGCGCCGUCACCCUUCGAGGCUUGACCGCGAACCUUUCCCCCUCCCUGCGCGUGAUCGUUUACUGCCUAUCGAGCUCGAUCAAGCGGGAAAUUACGCGGACCAAGGAGAGCGUCGUUGAUGGACCUUAUCACAUGUUGGAGGUCUUUGGUCACAAGGACAAGAUGUUGCAUUCGGCCGUGGUCGAUAUUAGGGAUUAUGAGGAGGGGGAUGACGAAGGGCUCGAGGAGGAUGUAGAGGAUGAGGAUAGCGAGAUGGACGAUGACGAGGAUGAGGUACAGUUCAACUAUUCGAUCGAGGACGAAGAGGAAGAGGAAGUAGUGGUAGUGGACGACGAUGAGGAUGAGGAAGAAGAACGAGAACCGAAUCAACCUGCGACGACAUUGGCGACGAACGAGAUGGAACUCGUCGACGAGCAGGACACGAGACCUCGAGAAGAAGGCGGGUGGACCAUCUUUGAAAGGGUCGUGCAACGGGUUCCGGCGAUGCGAGCUCGACCCAGGGCCGACACGAGCAGGGCGUGGUCGAGUGAGCCUGAAACACAGGAACAGGAGCAGGAACAAAGAGGGUUGGGACAAGGAUGGGCCGAAUUGGCUCGGGCGCAAGAGUCGAGCUCGGCCGAACGUAGGAGGCCGUUCGAACAAGCCGUCGCGAUGAUUUCUACCGUCGACUUGCAGCAAGACUAG